Molecule: messenger RNA, 1830 nt
Organism: Saprolegnia diclina VS20
Lineage: Eukaryota; Oomycota; Saprolegniomycetes; Saprolegniales; Saprolegniaceae
Exons: 7
Coding region: 1-1830 (609 amino acids)
Molecular function (GO): protein binding
Source: RefSeq, a predicted model, not a curated record
AUGGCGACCAAGGCCAAGCCGAGCAACAACAAUGGCGCAACGCUGACGAAGCGCAAGUCGCUGACCGACGACGACCUCCUCAAGCUCGAGAAGAUGGAGCUCUCGGACGACGAAGACGACUUUCAGUACACGAACGUCGAUGUGCUCGACGACGACGAGGACGACGACGAGGAGGACUUCCAGACCGUCCUGCGCAACCUCAACAAGGCGCCGGAAGCGAAUGACGUCGUUAUCGAGAAGGCGCCGUCGCCGAUCCAAAAAGGCAGCCAUGCCCUCGCGGCGCCGGCGCGGCCCAUGGCCAUGAGCACCCAAGUCCGCCCGUCGGUCGUCGACGAUUUCAUUCGCAAUUUUCUCAUCAAGAUCGCCAUGCCUCGCACACUCGACACGUUCAACACCGAGUGGUAUGAGCUCAUGGCCAAAGGCAAGCUCAAGGAAGAGGACAUUGGCGUCGUGCCCGACAUCUACCUGCGCAACCAAGCGCUCGACGACCAAGUCAAAGCCUUGCGCAAGCAGCUUGAUGAAACCAAGAAAAUCACGGAAAAGGCCAAAGGGACCUGGGACAAAUUUCGCCAUCAGCGCGACGUCCACAAGAUGCACCACCAGCGCGUCGUGCAGGAGAAGAACCUCCUCAUGGACAAGAUCAAGAAGCUUCGCAAAAACAUUGCAGCGUACGAGCCGCUCCUCGCCGAGCUUCGGUCCAAGUACGAGGUCGCAAUGAAGGAGAAGAUGCUCAUGCGCCUCGAGCGCGACCGUUGCAUGGCCAAAGCCGACGCCUUGGAGGCGCAAGUGCGCGCACUCGAGCAAAAGGACUCGAAAUCUGCCAAUUCCAAGUCGUCGCCGGCCAAGUCGGUCCUCGGUGGAACGAAAAAGAAGAAGACGGACACCAAGCUGCCGGCCGAGAACGCUGCAAACCCGAACGCAGACAAGCGCUUUGACCCGAUUCAGAUCAAGCGCGUGGAGCUUGUCAAGACGUUCCAGGGCCACCUCAACUCGAUUGCCGCCGUGGCGUUCCACCCAAAGAACCCGGUGGUUGCGACCGUCUCGGACGACGAGACGUGGAAGCUCUGGUCGAUGCCCAACUGCGAACUCAUCAUGAGCGGCGAAGGCCAUCGUGACUGGAUCGCCAACGUCGAGUUUCAUCCGCGCGGAACGCACAUUGCCACCUCGUCCGGGGACAACACCGUCAAGAUUUGGGACUUUGUCUCGGCGUCGUGCACGCUGACGCUGCAAGACCACGCGCACCCGGUGUGGGAAAGUGCAUUUCACCACGACGGCGACUUCUUGGCGUCGUGCUCGAUGGACCACACGUGCAAGUUGUGGGACCUCGCGACGGGCAAGUGCCGCAAAACCUUUCGUGGGCACGUCGACUCGGUCAACAGCGUCUGUUUCCAGCCGUAUACGGUCAACAUUUGCACCGGGUCGGGCGACAAGACCAUCUCGAUCUGGGACAUUCGAUCGGGGCUCUGCGUCCAGACCUUUUACGGCCACCAAAACACGUGCAACAGCGUCGCGUUCUCGAUCACGGGCGAUACGAUCGCAUCCUGCGAUGCCGACGGCUUCAUCAAGCUCUGGGACGUGCGCAUGGUGGCUGAGCGUGCGACGAUUGACGGCGGCCAGCAGCCGCUCAACAGCGUCGCCUUUGACAAGAGCGGCGCUGUUGUCGCCGCCGCGAGCGACGACGGUACCAUCAAGAUGUGCAAUGCCAAGACGUUCGAGUUCAUCUCGGAGCUCCGCGGCCACAACGGCCCCGUCCAGUCGGUCAAGUUUGAUCCGGUCGGGCGCUACAUGGCGAGUGCGAGCUCCGACUGCACGUUCCGUCUCUGGACGUAA